Molecule: messenger RNA, 2114 nt
Organism: Ictalurus punctatus (channel catfish)
Lineage: Eukaryota; Metazoa; Chordata; Actinopteri; Siluriformes; Ictaluridae
Gene: shq1
Product: SHQ1, H/ACA ribonucleoprotein assembly factor
Exons: 12
Coding region: 154-1884 (576 amino acids)
Biological process (GO): box H/ACA snoRNP assembly
Cellular component (GO): cytoplasm; nucleoplasm
Source: RefSeq, a predicted model, not a curated record
CGCGUUUUUAUUUGAAGUAUUACGGGAAUAGGACGCCUUGGACGCUGUGUAACACAGGAACUGGGCCAUGUGUUCCGGUGAUUUUUCCACACUUGAGACUUUUUACCUGGGAUAUUAAGCCACUCAGAAGCUGAGCAGUUUCAGGCACACAGCAUGAUAACACCGGCAUUCGAGCUGAGUCAAGACUCCGACUUCCUUACGCUGGUUAUCCGCGUUCCGUACACGAGGACAUCCGAGUUCGACAUCGACGUAGAUGGAGAGGACUUCAAAUUUUACGCCAAGCCCUAUUUUCUCAGGUUGACUCUGCCUGGAAGGAUAGUCCAAGAUGGAAGAGAAAAGGCUUCAUUUGACAUUGAUAAAGGUCUCUUCACAAUGCGAGUCCCUAAGGAGACAUCAGGACAGCACUUUGAGGGACUGCACAUGCUGACCAGUCUCUUGGCCCCCACAGGUUCCAGGUCUGCACAACCUCUGGUGGAGGAGAUUGGAGCAUGCAGCAUGAGCGAGCCAUGUCAGGAAGAUAAAGAUGAAGAAGAGGAUUUUGAUUGGCAGGUAGAACAGCAGCCAUACAUUGAGUCCUCAGAAGAAGACCUGAAAAAGCUGCAGAAAUAUGGCUUCGGGAACCUCAGGACUGGGGUUUUCUCUCGACUACAGGAGGAGCUGUCGGAAGUGAUCGAUGUGGAAGACCCCGAAAACUCCACCCCUGCCGAGCGGAGAUCUGAUCGCUUGGAUUCAGAGACCACCAUAUUCUGUACCGACCACUAUCUGUUGGAUUUAUACGAAGGUGAAGAGAUGAGGCAAGUUCAUCUUAAUUUUAAGCCAUGGUGGAGCGAGCUGAAGCCAGACUCCCACGCCGAAUCCGCUGUGACUUUCACUGAUGAAGAAAAAGAACAAAUGAGAAAGUUCACAAAUCGUUCCUAUGUGCUGGAUAAGGCAACCCGAUAUCAUGUCUGGCUUAGUCUAGUGGACAUCAUCCUGGCCUACACCUAUGAUGUGCGCACUACAGAAGGAGAACACAACGUGGAGUCAGCAUGGACCAUCAGAAAAAUCAGCGGGACUCUAAGCUGGCUGGAGACGUUUCACACUCUACAUGAGGUGCUGGUGUCGUUUGGCCGCAGGGUGCUGUGUUACCCUCUGCACCGGCACUUCUCUCUGAUCACGACAGCAGUGCAAGACGCCGCUCGCAUUUUCCAGGGUGGUAAGACCUUUGUCCUGAAAUGCCUGCUGGCCGUCCAUAAGAUCUUCAGAUACAAUGAGCCGGCUUACAUCCUCAAUGACCUCUACAUCACCGACUACUGCAUUUGGAUCCAGCGGGUUAAGUCCAAGCACAUGGUGGCCCUGGCUGAAGCAUUAAGCAAAGCUGAGCUGAGCAAGAACGACCUGGACCUGGAGCUGCAGAUUCUGGAGGAAGCCGCUGAGAUGGUGAUAGAUGAGGAACAGGAGGAGCAAAUAAUGAAGAUGGCGCAAGAGCAAACGAAAGAAUGUGAAGAGGAGGACGAGUCCGGCAGCAGUGAGGAAGAAGAGGAUCCGAAGAGUGAAGAAGAGGAGCGAAACGGUAAAAAUAUACCCGAUGGACCAGCGAUGACUUGCCCCUGUCCUCAAAUGCUUGAGCAUGAAGAAAGCCUGAUCCAGGAGCUGGGAGAGAAGCGAGAGGAGGAGCUGAGGAGCGGAGAGGACGUGCCUCAAAUAACCGUUCCUUCCAGCAGCACAGCAGGAGAGGAAGCGGGAGGGGUGGAGGGACUGAGAAAGACAGACGACCCCCAGCUCCCUGCAGCUCUGUGUGGAGUUAAACACGACACGGCUCCGUUAGAGCAUCGCCAGUUUGACGUACGCAUCUCGAACACCGAGGAACUGGACAGCGACGAUGAGGACGAGCCGGAUCAGUGAGUGUUCACACGGAUCUGAGAUGAGACGGCUAUUAACGGACAGUCAGGCGGUUUGUCCGUGCCGAGGAGUAAUUUCCUGAAAACACUCCGAAUGAAUGUAGUACUGAAUACUUUUCUUCCUUCCUUUUUACUGUAAUACAGUCGCUUUCGAAUUGUCAGAAAAUGUUCAAUCUUACGUUUCAAUCAUAGCUUGGAUGAAAUUUUUUCCUAUUAAAAUCCUGUUCUACUGCU